UUUUUCUUCAAACUUAUAACUUGGCAUCUCCAUUUAAAAGAUACAUCCACAUCUCCCCUCCCCAGCAUUAUUCUGACCAAAAUUUCAGAUCCAGAAAGUAAGGCUACUAGAAAGGACAUUGUCUUUGGCUUUAAUAAAUCUGCCAUUUCUAAUGAGACUUGUUGGGAAAAAAUAAAUAUUAAAGGACUCUGCACUAUUUCAUCUGUCCUACAGUAGAAAACACUAAGGAUUUUUUUAGCCUCCUUUCAGCACGCCAUGUAAUUCAUCAUAUAUGUAAAAGAUAAAGUCCAAAUCACGUAUUCGUUUAAUUUCUCCCAGUGUAUUUGGGGAAAACUAAUUGCCUGAGAAAAGGUAGUUUUUACAGAUGAAAAAUAACAUUAUUGGGAAAUGAUGUGGCGUAGUUAAGAUGCCUUUUGAAAUUAUUUUAAACAAAUAACAGUUUCUUUGAAUUUCAUAGGAGCAGAGAUUAUCAGAUGUCAACCCCUCCUGGACGGUUUUAAUGAUGCAUUCAUGGAUCUCAAGUCCUGUAAAGCUUUGCUUGACGUUAAAAUAUGGACUUCUAAGGGCAGUUGGUUGCUGGUUACCAUUCGACUAAUAAUGACACAUAGUUUUUUGAAAGGCAGAACUGGAAAAGUGUAGGAUGAGAUGCAUCUGAGGUUGAGGCGGGGAAAUAAGCAAAAAUACAUGUGUUACAGUUCAAAAUUUGGGUAGCAGAACAACUGAUUUAUAAUGCAGUCAAAGGACCUGUUCUUAACUUCACUGAAAUGAUCAGUGUUUGACCCAGAUCGAGAUGUAGUAAAAAUUUGUAUUAACUCCUGGCUUGUAAGUGCAAUGGAGUCCUUCCUUUAUAUUGUAACAAUAACCAGCUAUUUUAAAAGAUUUCACCAAGGUGAAUGUCUGAACUUGCUGUUAGUAAAUGAUUGCCCACUUUUCUCUAAUUUGAGGAAGAGAAGGAGUUAGCCAGCCCAGGGAGGGGGUGCCUUAGGGAGAGGAAAGAAUCUGUGAAUGCAGUAUUUUUAAUCUUUUGAUGUUGUUGAGAAUUUUGCUGAACAGGUCAGGAAAAUCAGUUAUGGUUCCCAUGGGAACCAUAACUAAUUCUGCUUCAUUAUGUAUUUGCAUGCAAAACCUAAAUGUAUUAAGGGAUAGCGUAGCUCUGGAACUGUAAUUCCGAUUUUGUUACCUCUCGUAUGUUAAAACCCGUCACCACAGUGUCACAUCAGUGUUUUAAUCUUACCCCUCAAAGAAAGAGUGAUUAUCCACAGAUCUGCAUCUGUCAUAUGUGACUUCUGAAUGCAGAAAGGGAAACGAGCCAUAGUGAGCAUUCAGUGGUCAAAUGCCGAAGUUACAGCUUACAACGUGCAGAGAAGGCAGCUUCAGAGGUCUAGUGGACAUUUAGUACCCCUUAACUUCAGUCAGGUACCACAUUCACAUGGUUGAGAUUUUCAUUGGCUUGUGUAAUCUCAGUAUGUACAGGUUUUUAACAAAUGUUCAGUGUUUCUGCAGGCUCUGCAAUCAAGUAUUAUUUUAAUAGGCUGGAAAGGCUCAAGAGUUUGGAAAGCAGUGCUGAUGCACACAAGACCUAAUUAAAUCUCUAAUAUUUCAAACAAAAAGCAACAUAUUCUCGAUUUUUCUUACUGCACUUCAAGAAAAAAAUACAGACCCCCAUGACAUUAAUUUUCUUGUGUGGAAGAUUAUAUAGAUACUUAAGUCUUAGAAAGUAAAAAGAAGUUGUUGCUUUGAUACAGAAAUCCAAAACAUUUAUCUUUAAGUGACAAGAAUUAGUGAAGCCGAAAAGAGUACCAGAAAACAAUCUUCCACUGAAUCAAAGAAUUUUAGACCAACGGAGAACACAGAUGGAGAUGUUCCCCACUUGUAGCCUGCUUGCCUCAUCACCACACAAAAUGGGAAAGAAACAGAAUGGAAAAGGCAAAAAAGUUGAAGAGGCAGAGCCUGAAGAAUUUGUUGUGGAGAAAGUCCUGGACAGACGUGUUGUAAAUGGAAAGGUGGAAUACUACUUGAAGUGGAAAGGAUUUACGGAUGCUGACAACACAUGGGAACCUGAAGAAAACUUAGACUGUCCAGAGCUAAUCGAAGCUUUUCUGAACUCUCAGAAAGCUGGUAAAGAAAAAACAGAUGGCGCCAAAAGAAAGUCUUUGUCAGAUAGUGAAUCUGAUGAUAGUAAAUCAAAGAAAAAGCGUGAUUCUGUUGAUAAACCAAGAGGGUUUGCAAGGGGUCUUGAUCCUGAGCGGAUAAUUGGGGCUACGGAUAGCAGUGGAGAGCUUAUGUUCCUCAUGAAAUGGAAGGACUCUGAUGAGGCAGAUCUCGUGCUGGCCAAAGAAGCUAACGUGAAGUGUCCUCAGAUCGUAAUCGCUUUUUAUGAAGAGCGACUAACUUGGCAUUCGUGCCCAGAAGAUGAAGCACAAUAAUUGUUUGCAUUGCUUUUUUAUAUAUAUGAAUAUUAAAACCUGAAAUUUGAUUUAUUAGCAAUGUGAGAAGCAUACAUUCUAACAAGAAGUCAAAUUUGAUAUUUUUUUGAAGUAGUAUGUUUUGCAUCAACAGCAAGUAAAGGAAAGCUUUCCGCAACUUGUUUCAUUUAUCACAAGAGAGCAUUUGAUACUACUUCCUCCAUAGUAGGUAAAAGCUUUUCUAAAACAUUCAUAAACUUCCAUAGUUAUUACAGAAUCAUACUGAAUGUCUAAACAAACUCACAGAUGUUUUGUAGUCUUCUAUACUCUUGAUGUGCAUGUAUCUUCUUUCCCCAAACCUAGCUCUUUCAAGCUGUAGAAUCAUUCUUUUUAGUAUUUGGGAUCACUUGGUCACAAGAAGACCGGGUGAAAACUAACUUUGUAGUAAUUUGAAUGUUAUCAGACUGUAUAUUGUUUACUUUAUUGUAAAUACUGGUGAACAGUGGUCAAUAAAAUAGUUUUAUAUUCUUCCUUUAUA
Chroicocephalus ridibundus (black-headed gull) is the source of this 2943-nucleotide messenger RNA. It is a transcript of the gene CBX3, whose product is annotated as chromobox 3. The coding region runs from base 1854 to 2426 and encodes 190 amino acids. NCBI's taxonomy places the organism in Eukaryota, Metazoa, Chordata, Aves, Charadriiformes, Laridae. The transcript is spliced from 5 exons. The record is from RefSeq and is a predicted model, not a curated record. Gene Ontology annotation, molecular function: chromatin binding. Gene Ontology annotation, cellular component: nucleus; pericentric heterochromatin. Gene Ontology annotation, biological process: negative regulation of transcription by RNA polymerase II; chromatin organization.